Molecule: messenger RNA, 696 nt
Organism: Alosa alosa (allis shad)
Lineage: Eukaryota; Metazoa; Chordata; Actinopteri; Clupeiformes; Clupeidae
Gene: s100a1
Product: S100 calcium binding protein A1
Exons: 3
Coding region: 133-423 (96 amino acids)
Molecular function (GO): calcium ion binding
Source: RefSeq, a predicted model, not a curated record
GCUUACUGCAGGGUUACCUGCCAGGCAGAUGGCACCUGCGCACCUGUGGUACGUCGUGGGAAGGUAAGCUACGGCAAGGAGGAGGCGCCUUGUGUUGAAUCAUUGAGCAGGCUUCACUGAUCAGAAAGAAAAAUGGCGUCCCAGUUGGAAAAAUCAAUGGAGGGCCUUAUCAAAGUAUUCCAUAACUACUCUUCAAAAGAAGGGGACAAGUACAAGUUGAGCAAAGUCGAACUGAAGAGUCUGUUACAGGGAGAACUCAGUGACUUUCUGGCGGCCAGUAAAGACCCAAUGGUAGUGGAAAAAAUUAUGUCUGACCUGGAUGAAAAUCGUGAUGGGGAAGUCGACUUUCAAGAAUUUGUUGUCCUGGUUGCAGCACUAACUGUUGCUUGCAAUGAAUUCUUUGUGGAGAGUAUGAAGAACUAAGUCUUUUCUUGUUGGCAUGUUUCCUAACCUGUCCUUCACAUAACAUGAAGGCAGGCAGGUAUAUCUUUGGGAAUAAUUUUAAUAUGAUCAACAUGUUUGUUACAGUCCUUUGAAAAAUUUUGCUAAUACCACAUUUAAUUAACAUUUGUUGAAAGAUCAAUGUGAAUAAUUUAAAUGCAUUUCAAACUUAAUGGGAAGUGGUAUUUGGAAUUGUACAUCUAUGACUAACAACUUUGUGGUAAGUUGUAGUAAAAUAUACAUUUCCUCUCAAGA